This is a messenger RNA of Silurus meridionalis, 14878 nucleotides long. RefSeq names its product HECT and RLD domain containing E3 ubiquitin protein ligase family member 1 (gene herc1). Bases 314 to 14815 code for a protein of 4833 amino acids. Gene Ontology annotation, molecular function: protein binding; ubiquitin-protein transferase activity. The transcript has 78 exons. The record is from RefSeq and is a predicted model, not a curated record. Lineage: Eukaryota; Metazoa; Chordata; Actinopteri; Siluriformes; Siluridae.
AGAUCUGGCAACCUUGCGUUCAGUGUAGAAUUCAGGGUGCGGAAUGAAUGCGGAUUCUUUCUGUCCAUAUCUCUUUUUUGUAACAAAACGGGAUUAAAUUUUGCUCUUUGCAUUAUUGGCGAGCAAAAUUAGCUUAUUUUGCACCUCUGCACAAGUGGAGAAAUAUGAAUUCCUCUGGAGUGUUUUCUGCACAGGAGACAGUUUCUCUGACAGUUUGUGGUAAGCUUCACCGGUGACUGAAAGGCCUUCAGAGGCUCAAACUUUCAACCUACACAUUUGGGUGAGCCAGCGUGUGUCUGAAUGAAGCAGCGUCAUGGCUGCGAUGAUUCCGCCAGUGAAGCUGAAAUGGCUGGAGCAUCUUAACAGCUCCUGGAUCUCGGAGGACAGCGAGUCCAUCUCUACACGAGAGGGUGUGGCUCUGCUGUACUCCAAGCUCCUGGCUAAUAAAGAGGUGGUGCUGCUUCCUCAGCAGGUUAUGUGCCUGAAAGGCCCCCAGCUGCCUGACUUUGAGCGCGAAUGCCUGUCACGUGAUGAACAGGAGCACUACUUGGAUGCGCUGCUGGCCAGUCAGCUGUCUUUGGCCAAAACCGUGUGCUCUGACUCUCCUUUCGCCAACGCACUGCGCAAACGUCUUCUGGUGCUGCAGCGCAUUUUUUAUGCUCUCUCCACCAAGUACCAUGACAAGGGCAAGACGAAACAGCAGCAACACUCGGGCGAGAGCGCUCUGAACUCCUCUGAGCUGCAGGCGGCAAGUGAGCGGCCACGUUCCAGUACAGACGCUCUAAUCGAGAUGGGCGUACGCACUGGUCUAAGCUUAUUAUUUGCUCUCCUGCGUCAGAGCUGGGCUCUGCCCACCUCUGCCCCCGGCCCCAGCCUCUGUAACGAUGUCAUCACCACGGCGAUCGAUGUAGUGGGCUCGCUACCACCCUUAUCUCUAGCCAAUGAGAGUAAGAUCCCGCCAAUGGGUUUAGAUUGCCUGGUGCAGGUCACCACCUUCCUGAAGGGCGUGAUCGCCUGCCAAUCAGGAGCUGACGUGGUUGGGCGGAGACUGGCCUCCGAGCUCCUCCUGGGUUUAGCGGCGCAGAGGGGAUCUCUGCGCUAUCUGCUGGAGUGGGUGGAGAUGGCGCUGGCCGCCUCAGCUGGAGUCAGCAACCUGGAGCACAACCAGAACCUGGAAGGUUUGAUGGGAUACGACUGUUUCAUGAAUAUCCUCAUGCAGAUGAGACGAUCGCUGGGUUCGUCGGCAGACAGGAGUCAGUGGAGAGAGCCAACACAAACUCCAGAUGGCCUGUGCUCUCUGUAUGAAGCUGCACUCUGUCUGUUUGAAGAGGUCUGUCGCAUGGCAUCAGAUUAUUCAAGGACGUGCGCAAGUCCAGACAGCAUCCAGACAGGUGAGGCAGCCAUGGUGUCCGAGACGUGUGAGGUGUACGUGUGGGGUAGUAACAGCAGCCACCAGCUUGUGGAGGGAACACAGGAGAAAAUCCUUCAGCCCAAACUAGCGGCCAGCUUUAGCGACGCACAAACGAUCGAAGCCGGACAGUAUUGCACAUUCGUCAUCUCAUCAGACGGAUCCGUCAGGGCUUGCGGAAAGGGAAGCUACGGCCGCCUGGGUCUGGGCGACUCCAACAACCAAUCCACGCUGAAGAAGCUGACCUUUGAACCUCACCGGGCCAUCAAAAAGGUUUCCUCAUCUAAGGGCUCGGAUGGACACACAUUGGCGUUCACAAGUGAAGGGGAGGUGUUCAGCUGGGGAGACGGAGACUAUGGCAAACUGGGACAUGGCAACAGCUCCACACAGAAAUACCCCAAACUCAUACAGGGACCUCUGCAGGGGAAGGUGGUGGUGUCGGUGUCCGCUGGAUACAGGCACAGUGCAGCGGUUAGUGAGGAUGGAGAGCUGUAUACCUGGGGAGAAGGUGACUUUGGAAGACUCGGCCACGGCGACAGCAACAGCCGAAACAUCCCCAUGCUGGUGAAAGACAUCAGUAAUGUAGGCGAGGUGUCCUGCGGCAGUUCUCACACCAUUGCACUCUCGAAAGACGGACGCACGGUCUGGUCCUUCGGGGGCGGAGACAACGGUAAACUCGGGCAUGGCGACACCAACCGUGUCUACAAACCCAAAGUCGUGGAGGCUCUACAGGGAAUGUUUAUUCGUAAAGUUUGCGCCGGGAGCCAGUCUUCUCUCGCCCUUACCUCCACUGGACAGGUGUACGCAUGGGGUUGUGGUGCGUGUCUGGGCUGUGGAUCCUCCGAAGCCACCGCUCUCAGACCCAAGCUGAUCGAGGAACUGGCCACCACCCGCGUUGUAGAUAUCUCUAUAGGAGACAGUCAUUGCCUGGCUUUGUCACAUGAUAACGAAGUUUACGCCUGGGGAAAUAACUCGAUGGGUCAGUGCGGUCAAGGCAACUCGACCGGCCCAAUCACCAAACCUAAGAAGGUGAUUGGUUUAGACGGCGUGGCCAUUCAACAGAUUUCUGCAGGCACCUCCCACAGUCUGGCGUGGACUGCCCUUCCUCGAGACAGGCAAGUGGUGGCAUGGCACAGGCCAUACUGCGUGGAUCUGGAGGAGAGCACUUUUGCUCAUCUGCGUUCAUUCCUGGAAAGAUACUGUGAUGGCAUCAAUAACAAAGUUCCCCCCCUGCCCUUCCCUUCCUCCAAAGAGCACCACAACUUCUUAAAGCUGUGCUUGAAGCUCUUAUCCAAUCACCUGGCUCUGGCACUGGCGGGGGGUGUGGCCACCAGUAUCCUAGGACGACAGGCACGGCCUCUCCGCAACCUGUUGUUUAGAUUGAUGGAUGCAUCAGUGCCUGAUGAAAUUCAGGAGGCAGUCAUUGAGACUCUGUCUGUCGGUGCCACCAUGUUGCUCCCACCUCUGAGGGAAAGAAUGGAGCUUCUUCACUCGCUCCUUCCUCAAGGACCUGACCGCUGGGAGAGCCUCUCUAAAGGACAGAGGAUGCAGCUGGACAUAAUUCUAACCAGUCUACAGGAUCACACCCAUGUUGCAUCUCUGCUGGGCUACAGUUGUCCUCCAGAUGUCUCGGAGUCCAUCACACUGUCCUCAGAUCCCACACACACACCGGAUACACAGCCUGACACACACCUUGCUGAGAUCCUCAUGAAGACUCUACUCAGGAACUUGGGCUUCUAUACAGAUCAGGCAUUUGGAGAACUAGAGAAAAACAGCGAUAAGCAUUUGCAGGGAACAUCUUCAUCUGAAAACAGUCAGCCUGCUCACCUUCACGAGCUUCUCUGUUCUCUACAGAAACAACUGCUGGCCUUCUGUCACAUGAACCCUGUCACAGAGGAUUCUAGCAGUGUGGCCCUUCUUCAUAAACACCUGCAGCUUUUGCUGCCUCAUGCCACAGACAUUUUCAUUCGCUCAGCCAUGCUUCUGAAGGAGAGUUCUGGAAACGGUAGCGUGUGUGAAAAACUAAGAGAUGUAAUGUACGUGUCUUCAGCUGGAAGCAUGUUGAGUCAGAUCAUGACAUCGUUGCUGUUAUUGCCCGUGUGGGUGGCUCGUCCACUGCUGAGUUUCCUUUUAGACCUUCUGCCCCCGUUAGACCGCCUCAACAGACUUCUGCCAGCUGCCACACCAUUAGAGGACCAGGAGCUGCAGUGGCCAGUUCAGGGAAUCACAGAACUAGCAGAGCUUGCAUCCGGUCCUGUACAGUCCUGGGUGUGGCUCAUGGAUCUGGAGCGCACAGUGGCUUUGCUCAUUGGGCGAUGCCUCGGGGGAAUGCUGCAAGGCUCUGCCCCCUCAUUGGAGGAACAGCACACGGCAUACUGGCUGAAAACGCUACUUUUCAGCAAUGGCCUGGAGACAGACAUACCUCAGCUAGACUCGUGUAUCAAUGCACUGCUGGAAGCAGCUCUGUGUGGGAAUGAGGAGAAGAAGCCUUUUGACUGCUCAUUGCGAGCUGACAUGAGUGUGUUAGUGGACCUGGCCCUCGGAUCCACUAAAGAACCCACACACAGCCUGUGGACCAACAUGCUGGACUACUCCAUCAGCAAGGACUGGGACAGUGCAACUUUGAAUAAUGAGGCUUUGUUGGACACCGUGUCACGCUUUGUUUUGGCCACGCUGCUGAAACACACAGGACUACUGGGCCAUGCCUGUAGAGGGGGCAGGUAUCAGCCAUGUAAGCUGUUGGCUGAAGUGUACCGGAAUGUGUAUAAGGUGCGGAAUCGCUUACUGGCCUGCAAAAACAUGGAGCUCGUCCCAACUCGCUCAACAUCCAGAGAGCGCAGGAUCUCUGAGAAUGUGGACUCUGUGGAACUGGACCCACAGGAGCAUGCUUUCACUCGCACCAUCGAUGAGGAAGCGGAACUGGAGGAACGAGCCGAACGGGAGCGAGACCGAGAGGACUACCAUCAGGAACAAGAAGAUGAGGAGGAGAGGGAGCAGGAGGUGAUGACUGCAGGAAAAAUUUUCCAGUGUUUUCUUUCAGCGCGGGAUGUUGCACGAAGCCGAGAGCGAACACACACAAACAGCAUUGGUGUCCCAGACGAUGCUGUUCAGCCUGGACAGGAGCGCAGGGACAGCGUCCCCUUACAGGACAGGCAGGACCUCUACACCACCACCUGCAAUGCCAUCAUCCAUCGCUGUGCCAUGCUUCUAAUGGCCGUCAGCCCGACUCUCAUGCAGACGGCCAACGAGCAGCCGACUUUGAGCGCCACAAUCCAAGAUGGAUCUGGAUUCAUGACCAGGAGUGAGAGUCUGUCCACUGAGAGCCGUUCUAUCCAGAGUGGUCCGAGUUACAGACUCACUAAAUCCAGAAGUGAGUCUGAUCUCUCCCAGCCUGAGUCUGAUGAAGAGGGAUACUCACUGAGCGGCAAAAGAAAUGCUGACCUGGACUUGGCGUUCACUCAUAAAAAGAGAGAUUUUGCUCAAAGCACUCCGGACUCCGCCGAAUGGUUCGGCUGGCGUUCGGGUCGUGAUCGCCUGCACAGCUCUUCUCAGUCUUACGAAGAGUCAGACUCUGACCUGAGCUGCACGCUGCACAUCCACACACUCAUCGACAACAUUGUCAGCUUUAUCAGUGGCGACGUGGGAAACACGCCCGGAUUCAAGGAACCAGAGGAGAGCAUGUCAACUAGUCCUCAAGCUACAAUUAUAGCCAUGGAGCAGCAGCAGGGCAGAGCGGAGCUGCGAUUGGAUGCCCUUCAUCAGAUCGUGGUUUUAAUAUCUGGGAUGGAGGAGAAAAGUCAGGCUGUAGUAGAGGGCAUAGCAGGGCGUGGGUCCGCCACUUUUCACUCUGCCUCCUUGCUGACUUCAGUCAGACUGCAGUUCUUGGCCGGAUGCUUUGGCCUUGGCGCCUGUAACGGGGGACUAAAGGGUGAAAGCGUCCAGCUGCACCACUACCAGGAUGGCAUUCGAGCUGCUAAAAAGAAAUUACAGAUGGACAUUCAGACAGCGGUGCAUAAAAUCUACCAGCAGCUUUCGAUCACUCUGGAAAGAGCUCUUCAAUCUAAUAAGCACCAUAUAGAGGCUCAGCAGAGGCUGCUGUUAGUGACCGUGUUUGCCCUCAGUGUGCGCUACCAGCCCGUCGACGUUUCGUUGGCCAUCUCCAGCGGUCUGCUCGAUGUGCUUUCUCAGCUGUGCGGUAAGGAAACCCUGCUGGGACACACCCUCCAGCUCCUGCACAAACCUGCCGGCUCUCAGCUCAGCACAGCGCUCAAAGUGGCUAGCACCCGACUACUGCAGAUCCUUGCCAUCAGCACCGGGACGUACGCUGAUCGAUUGAGCCCUAAAGUUGUUCAGGCUCUGCUGGACCUGCUCUGCAGUCAGCUGAAGACUUUGCUGUCUCAGGCUGCAGGAAAUGUUCUCAGCACAGGUCCAGAGUCUGAGGAGAAGACAGACGAUGGUGCAGACACAAUGAAAAAAGACUUUAAGGCGUUACUGCGUAAGCAGCACACGGCAGAGCUACAUUUAGGAGACUUUCUAGUGUUUCUGAGAAGAGUUGUAUCUUCAAAAGCUAUCCAGUCCAAGAUGGCGUCACCUAAAUGGACCGAAGUGCUGCUUAACAUUGCAGCUCAAAAAUGCUGUUCAGGUGUACCACUCGUGGGGAAUUUGAGAACACGACUGCUUUCCUUGCAUGUCUUGGAGGCUGUUCUACCAGCCUGUGAAAGUAGCGUUGAUGAUCAUCAGAUGACACAGGUGGUAGAACGGUUGUUUUCUCUUCUGUCAGACUGCAUGUGGGAGGCUCCUGUCGCUCAGGCCAAACACAUCGUCCACCUGAAGGAGAAAGAGCAAGAGGUCAAACUUCAGGGUGAGUCCGAGGAGGAGGAAGAGAACCUGCCUGUUCAGGAAGUGAUCUUUGACCCUGAAAAGGCGCAGUGCUGUGUGGUGGAAAAUGGCCAGGGUCUGACACAUGGCAGCGGUGGGAAAGGCUAUGGUCUGGCUGCUACAGGAAUUUCAUCAGGUUGCUACCAGUGGAAGUUCUACAUAGUGAAGGAGAACCGUGGGAACGAGGGAACAUGCGUGGGUGUGUCUCGCUGGCCCGUACACGACUUCAACCACCGCACCACAGCUGACAUGUGGCUGUACCGUGCCUACAGCGGAAACCUGUACCACAAUGGGGAACAGACGCUCACACUGUCCAGCUACACACAGGGCGACUACAUCACCUGCGUGUUGGACAUGGAGGCUCGCACCGUGUCCUUUGGCAAGAACGGAGAGGAACCUAAACUGGCUUUUGAAGAUGUGGAUGCUGCCGAGCUUUACCCGUGCGUCAUGUUCUACAGCAGCAACCCAGGCGAAAAGGUCAAAAUCUGCGACAUGCAAAUGCGAGGCACACCACGUGACCUAUUACCAGGUGACCCCAUUUGCAGCCCCGUGGCCACAGUCCUUGCUGAGGCCGUGUCUCAGUUAGUAAGGAUUUUGCACCGCUCGGACGACUGGACGCAACCCAUCAACAGGUGCAUACUCCAACGGCUGCAGCAGAUCCACGGCUGUCUGCACGACUGCGCUCCAACCACAGGUGGUGCGAGACUCCGUAAGAGUCGCUCAGCUCAGAGCCGUGACGAGCAGGACGAGGUGAAGGAAGAGGACCGGGACGAGGAGCGAGGCAGAAGCGGAAGGGAGCUGACGGAGGUGCAGCUGCGUACACUCUGUAACCUGAUAUGGCCGGUGCUAGCUGUGAUCGGAGGUGUGGACGGUGGGCUGAGGGUUGGAGGGCACUGUGUGCACAAGCAAAGUGGGAGACACGCCACCCUGCUGGGUGUGGUGAAGGAGGGCAGCAUGUCAGCUAAGGUGCAGUGGGAUGAGGCAGAGAUCACCAUCAGCUUCCCCGCUUUCUGGUCACCUAGUGACACGCCGUUGUAUAACCUGGAGCCGUGCGAGCCACUACCCUUUGACGUGGCACGUUUCCGAGGUCUUACCGCUGCGCUGCUUCUGGACCUCACCACUCUGGUUUCGCUCCUGGACGAUGGCACCAAGCUCUCGACUUCAUCCGGCUCCUCUUCCUCAUCACGCCGCCAUGAGCGCCGACAUCGGCACGAGCCUCAUGAGACAGAAAUUGAAGACGUGCCUGGCGACCUCCGUGUCUCUCACAGCUUGGAUGAAGUGCGCUCCCAUGCUCACACCAGCACCCAUGCUGAGCCGCAAAAGGCACCUGUGUUGGCUGAGGUCCACGCCGUGCAGCUUUCCUACCUCUGCCUCGGUGCCAUGAAGAGCCUAAGCGUCCUGCUGAGCUGCAGCAAGUACGCCGAGCUCCUGCUCAUCCCUAAGGCAGUUCCUGACAGCGGCCACAACUCGGAUUGCGGUAGCCCGAGCAUCAGCGUCUCGCAGGAGGAGGCAGAGAUGCGUUCAGCUCUGCAGUUCCUAAUGAGGCACAUGGUGAAGCGGGCCGUGAUGAGGUCACCCAUUAAACGUGUGCUGGGAUUGGCAGAACUGGAGCGGGCACAGGCCAUGAUUUACAAACUUGUUGUCAGUAGUGUGUUGGAGGAGCAAGAGGGUGGAAGAACCAAGCAAUCUGAGGGUGAGUGUGAGGAGGUGGAAGGUGAGCAGCAGUUCCAGACUCCUGUCACUACCUCACCAUCUGCCUCCAGCAGCACCUCAUUUAUGAGCUCCUCCCUAGAGGACACCACCACUGCAACUACACCUGUCACCACAGCAACCACACCAGUAACAGAUGCUGAGACUGUGCCAGCUGCAGAAUCACCAGGAGUUAUGCCUCUCAGCCUGCUCAGACAGAUGUUCUCCAGCUACCCCACCACUACGCUACUACCCGCUCGCCGAGCUCAGACUCCUCCAGUCUCAUCCCUGCCCACAUCACCUUCAGACGAGCACGGCCGGAGACAAAGUUUUACCUCACCUGAGACUCAGCCUGCCAGAACCACCAACAGGACAGCACUGUCAGACCCCAGCAGCCGUCUCUCCACAUCUCCUCCUCCACCUGCCAUCGCUGUGCCCCUGCUUGAGAUGGGGUUUCCUCUCAGACAGAUCCUGAAGGCUCUAGAAGCAACAGGUACGCGAGGUGAGGCCGACGCCCAAAACAUCACCGUUUUAGCUAUGUGGAUGAUCGAACACCCCGGCACUGAGGACUCGGAAGAGCGCACCAUAUCUUCUGAGUUUUCGGGUGCAGCCAUUGGAGGCAAGAGUGCGGAGAGGAGCUAUCUGCGCUCACCUGGAGACAUUCCCAAUGCAGACGCCACAGAGCCGGAGGAAGGAUUCAGUGAAAGCCCUGAAGGAUUGGAUCAAGACACUGCCUCUGCUUCCACCGGCCACACCCGUAGGCGCUCAACCGCUAGUAGAAAGCAUCGCUUUGAUCUGGCUGCACGCACAUUACUGGCUCGUGCAGCUGGACUGUACCAUUCGGUGCAGGCCCACCGCUCACAGGUGCGCAGAGAGGGGCCUGGGCUGCAGCAGGACUCGGGCUCACUGGGAGGAGUUUAUGACUUCAACCUGGAUGAGGAGCUGGAGCUGGAGCUGGACCAAGAGGCGAUGGAGGCUAUGUUCACCCAGGAGCUCGCUUCAGACUCUGACAUACUGGGAAUGUGGAUUCCGGAGGUACUGGAUUGGCCAACAUGGCAUGUGUGCGAGUCAGAGGAACGCGAGGAGGUUGUAGUCUGUGAGCUCUGCGACAUGAAUGUGUCCAGCUUUAACCAGCACAUGAAGAAGAGCCAUCCCGGAUGUGGACGAAGCGCCAAUCGUCAGGGUUACCGUAGCAAUGGGUCCUACGUGGACGGAUGGUUUGGGGGCGAGUGUGGAAGCGGAAACCCUUAUUACCUGUUGUGUGGGAGCUGCAGAGAAAAGUACCUCGGUAUGAAGAGUAAGCACAAAGGAGUGGUGCCGGAGAGAUAUAAGGGCCAGGCUCCAGACCUACUGGGAAAACAGGACAGUGUCUAUGAAGGUGUGGGUUCUACAGAGGACUGGGACAUGCUGGACUUGGACGAGACGGAGAAGCUUACGGGCGAGGAGGAGUUUGAGCUUCUUUCAGCGCCGUUGGGACUCACAGAACGCAAACCAGUCCCUGAAGCUGUUCAUUUCCCUGACACAGACCCCCUUGGAGCCUCAGUUGCCAUGGUUACCGCUACAAAUAGCAUGGAGGAGACCCUCCUGCAGAUAGGCUGUCAGAGUUCGGUGGAUAAGAGCUCUUCAGGACGUAUGUGUUUGGGCGAGCAGGCUGCAGGGCUUCAGAAUUCCGCCGAUCGUAUGGUGGCUUUGAGGAGAGUCACAGCAGCUGCCCAAGUUCUGGUGGCCAGAACUAUGGUGAUGAGAGCACUGUCUCUGCUUUCAGUCAGCGGUUCUAGCUGCAGUCUCGCUGCUGGACUGGAGUCCCUGGGAUUAACAGACAUUAGGACCCUGGUGCGUUUGAUGUGUCUGGCUGCAGCUGGUCGUGCCGGUCUCUCAACGGGUCUUGCCUCAGGCCCUGGUGCUUUAGAGCGGCCACGUGGCACCAACAAACCCACCAAACCUAUUUCCUGUCUGGCCUACCUCAGCACUGCUGUGGGCUGCCUCGCCUCAAACAGCCCCAGUGCUGCCAAGCUCCUCGUCCAGCUUUGCACUCAGAACCUGAUUUCAGCAGCUACAGGAAUGAACCUGACCACAGUGGAUGAUCCAAUCCAGAGGAAGUUCCUGCCCAGUUUCCUACGGGGUGUGGCUGAGGAAAACAAACUCAUCACGUCGCCAAACUUUGUAGUGACGCAGGCUCUUGUGGCACUCUUAGCUGAUAAAGGAGCGAGACUAAGACCUGGUUACGACAAAGCAGAACUGGAGAAGAGAGGCCCUUUGGAUCUAGCCAAUGCGCUGGCCGCAUGCUGUCUCUCGUCUCGCCUCUCCUCACAGCAUCGCCAAUGGGCCGCACAGCAACUGGUGCGGACGCUCGCCGCUCACGACCGAGACAACCAGAGCCGACCACAGACCUUUGCCGACAUGGCAGGCGAUUUACGCAAGUGCUCUACCAUCAAGCUAGAGGCUCACCAGGGCAGAGUAAUCUCCUGUGGGUGGUGUAAUAAGAAAAGUCUUUUGGCGACCAGCGGUAGUGACGGAACUGUUCGAGUCUGGAACGUAAACAAGAACCAGUACACUCUUCAGCAGACAUGUGUCUUUAACAAAGCAGAUGGUACCCCUGAGGAGUUUUCUAGCGGGCUGGGUUCUCCAAGUGACCCAAGUUUGGCACCCGUGGCUUGGAGCGUAAGCGGAAAGUUUUUAGCAGCAGCCAUGGAGAAAGUGGUCAACAUCUGGCAGGUCAACGGUGGUAAGGGAUUGUUGGACCUGCAGCCUCACUGGGUGUCCACGCUGGCAUGGCCAGAGAAUGAGGCAGGGUGUCUCUGGGCUGGAGAGCCUCGAGAGCUUCUAUUAGUUGGUCGCAUAGAUGGAACCCUGGGACUUCUUGAAGUUCUAGAUGCUUCAAACAUGCAGAGAACCGAACUACUGCACUGCUACAGGAAAGACGUGGCUGUGAUGAACAUUGCAUGGUACAGCGAGGAUCGACCAUUUGCUGUCGGCUAUGCCGACGGAAAGCUUUUGAUUGGCUGUAAAGAAGCCCUGGAGAAUGGAUCUAUAGUCAUCAUUGAUGCUCAUAAGGAAAGCGUCAAUUCCCUGCACUGGGCUCCUGGAGGGCAAAUUUUAUUAAGCUGUGCCAAAGAAGAAACUGUGUGCCUGUGGGCGGAAUCUGGGGCAGGGCUCGGGCGCAGCUGGGUGUGUCUCCAGACCAUCGUUCACCCAAGUGUAGUGAAUGCUGUUGCCUGGUGUGGCCUAUCCGGACAGGGUCUUAAAGCACUAAACAUGCUUGCCACGUGUUGUCAGAAUGGUUUGGUGUCUGUGUGGACUGUGCCACAGGACCCCUUAGUUUUCUCUAAGUCCAGCUCACCCUGCACAGAUGCAUGGUGGGAAACAGAGUCCAAGUCCAAACCCAGGUUUACCCCACUAUGGUACGAGGGAGCAGUGUGUGUCUACCAGCUGCGAGGUCACAUGACUCCGGUCAGGACUAUAGCAUUCAGUCCUGAUGGCCUUGCUCUGGUGUCUGGUGGUGUUGGUGGUCUCCUAAACAUCUGGUCUCUCCGAGAUGGCUCCGUUUUACAGACGGUGGUUGCAGGUUCUGGAGCAAUUCAGAGCACUGGAUGGAUCCCGGAUGUUGGUGUGGCUGUCUGUUCCAAUCGCUCAAAGGAUGUUUUGGUUGUGAACUGCUCUAGUGAGUUCAUGGCUGCUAAUCACGUGCUAGCGACAUGCCGCACUGCUCUGAAAAAGCAGGGUAUUGUGGGAUUGAACAUGGCUCCCUGUAUGCGUACUUUCCUCGAGAGACUUCCCAUCAUGCUUCAGGAACAGUACACCUACGAGAAGCCUCAUGUUGUGUGUGGAGAGCAGUUGAUCCACAGUCCGUACAUGCAGUGUUUGGCAUCUUUGGCAGUUGGUCUGCAGUUGGACGCGUUACUGUGUUGCCCCCCACUGCCUCUUCACCUGCUUCACUGCCCUACCCAGCCUGCCCCUUCCUCAUCAUCCUCUUCCUCCUCCUCAUGUCUGUCAACACACCUACAAUCAUGGGGCAGUAGUGACUGGGCAUGGCUUCACUGCUUCUCCACCACAGUGAAGACGGCUGAGGCGCUCGCUCGUGGUCACACUUUCCCAGAAUCCUUUAGUGUGCCGGAUCUGGAGCCCGUGGCCAAGGAUAAAAUAGCUCUGCUAAUGGACAACAGUAAAUGGGUUUCUGGGAUGGACGAGCAGUUGAUGUCAUGGGCCACCUGCAGACCAGAGGACUGGCACCUGGGUGGGAAGUGUGAGGCUUAUCUGUGGGGCGCAGGACGACACGGUCAGCUUGCUGAGGCAGGACGGAACAUUCUGGUACCAACGCUUGCUCCUUCCUUCUCUCAGGCUCAACAGGUUGUAUGUGGGCAGAACUGCACGUUUAUGAUUCAGGCGAAUGGAACGGUGUCAGCUUGCGGAGAGGGCAGCUAUGGCCGUCUGGGUCAGGGCAACUCGGAUGACCUGCACAUUCUUACUGUCAUCUCAGCAUUACAAGGGUUUGUGGUGACUCAGCUGGUCACGUCGUGCGGCUCUGAUGGACACUCGAUGGCUCUUACUGAGAGUGGUGAGGUGUUUAGUUGGGGAGACGGCGACUAUGGAAAACUGGGCCAUGGCAACAGUGACCGCCAACGCCGGCCACGCCAAAUAGAGGCUCUGCAAGGAGAGGAGGUGGUUCAGAUGUCUUGUGGGUUCAAACACUCGGCCGUUGUCACGGCAGACGGUAAACUUUUCUGCUUUGGGAAUGGAGACUAUGGCAGACUCGGCCUGGGAAACACGUCCAAUAAGAAACUCCCAGAAAGAGUCACGGCUUUGGAAGGUCAACAGAUUGGCCAGGUGGCAUGCGGACUGAAUCAUACACUGGUGGUGUCAGCUGAUGGAUCAACCGUCUGGGCGUUUGGAGACGGAGAUUACGGAAAGCUUGGGUUGGGAAACUCAACCGCCAAAUCUUCACCACAGAAAGUGGACGUUUUGUGUGGAAUCGGAAUUAAGAAGGUGGCGUGUGGAACCCAGUUCUCUGUGGCUUUGACCAAGGAUGGAAAUGUUUACACGUUUGGCCAAGAUCGCCUGAUCGGCCUACCAGAGGGCCGUGCACGUAAUCACAAUCGUCCUCAGCAGGUCCCUGCCCUUGUGGGCGUGUUUAUUCAGGAUGUAGCUGUGGGGGCAGAGCAUACGGUCGCUCUUGCCUCUACAGGAGAUGUUUACGCCUGGGGGACCAACUCUGAGGGACAGCUCGGUUUGGGUCACACCAACCAUGUACGAGAGCCGACUCUCAUCACAGCUUUGCAGGGUAAAAACAUCCAGCAGAUUUCAGCUGGACGCUGCCAUAGUGCUGCAUGGACUGCUCUGUCAGUACCACCCAGAGCACCAGGCUCCUCUAUGCCACUGCAGCUGGGGCUGCCCGUGUGUGUGCCUCCGCAGUACGGUGCUCUGAGAGAUGUCAACAUGGAGGCACUGAGAGCUCGGCUACGUUUGCUUUAUCACUUCUCUGACCUCAUGUACUCUUCCUGGAGACUGCUGAAUCUCAGCCCUAACAAUCAGAGUUGCACGUCACAUUAUAACCCCGGGACGUGGGGUAUCGUACAGGGGCAGUUGCGUCCUCUGCUGGCUCCACGUGUGUAUAUGCUCCCCAUGGUGCGCUCCAUUGGUAAGACCAUGGUGCAGGGCAAAAACUACGGCCCUCAGAUCACAGUCAAGAGAAUCUCCACUCGCGGGAGGAAGUGUAAGCCCAUCUUCGUGCAGAUUGCUCGCCAGGUGGUGAAGCUGAACGCUUCUGAUCUCAGGCUGCCGUCUCGGGCGUGGAAGGUGAAGCUGGUCGGAGAAGGAGCGGACGAUGCUGGAGGAGUUUUUGAUGACACCAUUACUGAAAUGUGUCAGGAGCUGGAGACUGGAGUAGUGGAUCUCCUCAUCCCAUCUCCUAAUGCUACUGCAGAAGUUGGAUACAACAGAGACAGGUUCUUGCUGAACCCCUCAGCAUGCCUGGAUGAGCAUUUACUUCAGUUUAAGUUCCUGGGCAUCCUGAUGGGCGUGGCCAUACGCACCAAGAAACCGCUGGACCUGCAUCUGGCUCCGAUGGUGUGGAAACAGCUGUGCUGCAUCCCUCUGAUGCUGGAGGACCUGGAGGAAGUGGACCUGUUGUAUGUGCAGACUCUCAAUAGCAUCCUGCACCUGGAGGACAGCGGUAUUACAGAGCAGAACUUUCACGAGAUGAUUCCUCUCGAUUCGUUUGUGGGCCAGAGUGCUGAUGGGAAAAUGGUACCCAUCAUACCGGGUGGAAACAGCAUCCCGCUGACCUUCUCCAACAGGAAGGAGUAUGUAGAACGAGCGAUAGAGUACCGGCUACAUGAGCUUGACCGCCAGGUGGCGGCCGUGAGGGAGGGCAUGUCGUGGAUUGUGCCGGUUCCUCUGCUCUCAUUGCUGACUGCUCGGCAGUUGGAGCAGAUGGUGUGUGGUCUGGCGGAGAUCAGCGUGGAUGUGCUGAAGAAGGUGGUGCGGUAUCGGGAGGUGGAGGAGCAGCAGCAGCUGGUGCAGUGGUUCUGGCAGACGCUUGAUGAGUUCUCUAACGAGGAACGCAUGCUGUUCAUGAGAUUCGUGUCUGGACGUUCACGUCUCCCCGCUAACACAGCGGACAUCUCGCAGCGCUUCCAGAUCAUGAAGGUGGACCGGCCGUACGACAGUCUUCCCACAUCUCAGACCUGUUUCUUCCAGCUCCGCCUCCCUCCUUACUCCAGCCAGUCAGUGAUGGCCGAGCGGCUACGCUACGCUAUCAAUAACUGUCGUUCGAUCGACAUGGACAACUACAUGCUGUCUCGGAACGUGGACAACACGGAGGGCUCAGACACAGACUACUGACUGACCCUCAAUGCACAAAGACAAGCUGAACUCCGACUCGGCUCUUUUUAACCUUCAAACACA